Molecule: messenger RNA, 1864 nt
Organism: Hemibagrus wyckioides
Lineage: Eukaryota; Metazoa; Chordata; Actinopteri; Siluriformes; Bagridae
Gene: prxl2c
Product: peroxiredoxin like 2C
Exons: 6
Coding region: 421-1092 (223 amino acids)
Source: RefSeq, a predicted model, not a curated record
GUAUUCUCUCAUCGGCAAAUAAACGGCGACGUUUUUGUUUUUGUUUUUGUUUUUGUUUUUGUUUUUGACAGGUUUGUUUUGUGUAAUGCAUUUAGAGUAGCUGUGAAAAGCUGACACGUGGUACAACUAAUCCUAGAGCAGCAAAACGCGUACACGUAUUUAUUUAUAUUGAAAAGUUUUUGUUAUGGUCGUGUGUGCACAAAGUACCACGAGCGCGUGCCGUGUGCAUAUUUAAAUACAUUGUGGAAGAAUACAUCAUUAUGAUAAGUGCGAGUUUUACAUCUGGUCUAGAAAAGAUGUGGGGCUUUAAAAAUAAACGCACCAUUCUCGCCCAGGAAGGGAUCCUCCCCUGAAGAAAAUGCCAAAAAUAGCUGAGACUUGGCUCUAGGCUCUGGGAAAGUCCAGCACACAGAAGGAGAAAUGGCUACUAGUUCUCCAAUAACGCAACAAAUCUGCAGCUCUGUACCUCCGACAUCUUCAUCCACACCUGCUAUUCCCAUUUCCGAGGUAGAGGAUUGCCUCAUCUAUGAUCAACACGGUGUUGGCAUAACCUUUAAGAGCUUGUAUCAAAACCACAAAGCUGUCGUUAUUUUUGUGAGGAAUUUUUUAUGCUACACAUGUCAAGAAUAUGUUGAGGACCUAAGUAAAAUUCCACAGGAAAUGUUAUUGGAUGCUAAUGUGCGACUUGUUGUCAUUGGGCAGUCAAGCUAUUCCCACUUAAAGGCAUUCUGCUCGCUGACAGGCUAUCAACAUGAAAUUUAUGUUGAUCCAGAGCGACAAAUUUAUAAGAAACUUGGGAUGACAAGAGGGGAGAUCUAUGAGGGGAAAGUCUCUCAAAGCCCACAUGUGAAAUCCAGCAUGCUUGUUGGCAGUAUAAAGAGUAUGUGGCGUGCCAUGACCAGUCCUGCCUUUGAUUUUCAAGGAGAUCCUCAACAGCAAGGAGGAGCACUCAUCAUUGGCCCAGGCCCCAACAUUCAUGUUGCCCAUUUUGACAUGAAUCGAUUUAACCAUAUGCCCAUCAAUGGUUUGCUUCAACUGGCUGGAAUGCAGGCGGUCGACUUUAACAGACAUGCCAAGAUUAUUGACAUAUGAUAAGGAGUCAUUUCACUUUAGAUUUACACUCCACUUUUAAACAGGGUUUUAAACAGCACCUCUUUGUUGGAAUGUGUUCAAAAAGGAUACAUAACAGCAUAUCUACUGAGAUUAGAUGAGACUUCUUUGAUUAUAAACGGGAUUAAUAAGCUGAUGUAAAACCAUCAGCUUCCAGUUAACCUCUGUAGAUUAAAAGUUAAUCAAAUUCAUUCCUACUUACUCACAUUUAGUGACUGCUUUAUCCUAGUCAGGUUGCAGUGGAUCCAGAGAGGUGGAACUACACCCUGGAUUGGACACCAUUCAAUCACAGAUCCAUCACUAUGAGUUAACUCAACUGACAUUACUGUUACUAACAGCAACUCUGAAUGCAAAAUGAUGCUGAGGAAUACAGAUCUGGAUCAUUUUCCAUGUUUUAUGUAAACUUAUUCAGUACAUAUACAUAUCUGUAUAUAAACCUAAUUAGUCAUUGCGUGUUAUAUGUAGUACAACACCAAGCACUUAUAGACCUCAUGAAAUGAAAGGAUUGGUAUUAAAAUAGCUGAUAUGGGUUGUACAUUAGUGUGGAUGAAAGACCUAAAGAAGCAAACACAUUUUCAUAACCAGCUCGCAUCUGUCCAAACUAUGAAUAAUGCCAUUUAAGCAGGACUUUUUCCUGGUUCUGUGUGUAUAUAUGGUUAUGUAGCACAAGUGCAUUCCUUUGUGUCAGCUUGUUUCUGUCUGACAGCAGCAUGCUAUGGGUCUGAAAGAUUAAAGAUUUUUAUACAAAUUUCAA